Molecule: messenger RNA, 4879 nt
Organism: Oncorhynchus nerka (sockeye salmon)
Lineage: Eukaryota; Metazoa; Chordata; Actinopteri; Salmoniformes; Salmonidae
Product: ATP-binding cassette sub-family C member 4-like
Exons: 31
Coding region: 216-4193 (1325 amino acids)
Biological process (GO): transmembrane transport
Cellular component (GO): plasma membrane
Molecular function (GO): ATP binding; ABC-type transporter activity; ATP hydrolysis activity
Source: RefSeq, a predicted model, not a curated record
GGUCGCACUGAUGAAAACCGAGCCGCGGCUCUUAUGCACAGUUCAUUAUCUAGCUUCACACGGGUCUCAUUAUCUGUGUCGAUUGUAGGCUAUGUAGGCUAUGUGCUGCCGUUGAGAAAAUAAUCUAUAUUUUCUAUUAAGUUGCCUUCUGUAUUUAAUUAUAUAUUUUCAGCUACAUACACAGGUUGUUUUCAGUUUACAUUCACUGUCAGAGCAUGGAACCUUUGCGGAAAGAGGCGAAGGAUAAUCCAUCGGCUACAGCUAAUCUUCUUUCCAAGAUUUUCUUCUGCUGGCUGAAUCCUUUAUUCCGUAUCGGCUAUAAUCGGAGGCUAGAGGAACAUGACAUGUACAAAGUUCUCCCAGAGGAUGGAUCUGAGAGACUAGGAGAAGAUUUACAGUGGUACUGGGAUCAAGAAGUACAGUGGGCUGCUAAGGACCUGCGCACACCCAGACUAACCAGAGUCCUCAUUGCGUGCUAUUGGAGGUCCUAUUCUGUCAUAGGAAUAUUUACUCUCAUUGAGGAAAUUAUCAAAGUGAUUCAGCCAGUACUUCUUGGGAAGCUCAUCCGGUAUUUUGAGAGCUAUGACCCUGACAACAUGGAUGCUCUGUAUGAGGCCUGUGGCUAUGCUGCAGGCGUCUCCCUGUCCACCCUGGGUCUGGCUGCUCUGCACCACCUCUACUUCUACCACGUGCAGCGAGCCGGGAUGAAGAUCCGGGUGGCCAUGUGUCACAUGAUCUAUCGGAAGGCCCUCUGUCUUAACAGCACAGCGCUGGGAAAAACCACCACUGGACAAAUCGUCAACCUCUUAUCAAACGACGUCAACAAGUUUGAUGAGGUCACUAUCUUUUUGCACUUCCUCUGGGUGGGUCCUCUACAAGCAGCGGCUGUGAUGGUGUUGUUAUGGUAUGAGAUCGGCCCAUCAUGCCUUGCAGGAAUGGCCGUCCUGGUCUUCCUGAUGCCUAUACAGACUCUGUUUGGUCGCCUGUUCUCCUCUUUCAGGGGCACAACCGCAGCCUUGACAGACAACAGAAUACGCACGAUGAAUGAAGUGGUCUCUGGGAUCCGGAUCAUCAAGAUGUAUGCCUGGGAGAAGCCUUUUGCAGCUCUGGUAGAUGAAGUCAGAAGGAAGGAGAUCUCCAAGAUCAUGAAGAGCUCUUACCUGAGAGGCCUCAACAUGGCCUCCUUCUUUGUGGCCAGCAAGAUCAUCGUCUUCAUCACCUUCACUGUCUAUGUGUUGAUGGGGAACAGGAUCUCUGCCAGCCGGGUAUUUGUGGCCGUUUCUCUGUACGGGGCUGUGAGACUCACCGUCACCCUCUUCUUCCCCAAUGCCGUAGAGAAGGUCUCUGAGGCUCUCAUCAGCAUCCGCAGGAUCAAGACUUUUCUUAUGUUGGAGGAAGUUGGUUCGGCGCAGGAUCUUGGACUCCCUGUGGCAGAGAAGAAGGACUGUAUGGUGGAAAUAAAGGAUUUAAUCUGCUUCUGGAACAAGGCACUAGACUCUCCGACACUGCAGGACCUGUCUUUCACUUUGAGGUCAGAGCAACUCCUGGCUGUCAUUGGACCAGUUGGGGCUGGAAAGUCCUCUCUACUCAGCACCAUCCUGGGGGAGCUGAACCCGGAUAAGGGCGUGGUCAAGUUCAAAGGCGAACUGACCUAUGCAUCCCAGCAGCCCUGGAUUUUCCCAGGGACCAUCAGGAGUAACAUCCUGUUUGGCAAAGCGCUCCACCCUCAGAAGUACGAGAGGGUUCUCCGAGCCUGCGCCCUCAAGAGAGACAUGGAGCUGCUGCCUGAUGGGGACCUGGAGGUGAUAGGGGACAGAGGAGCCACCCUCAGCGGGGGACAGAAGGCCCGGGUCAGCCUGGCCAGAGCAGUGUACCAGGAUGCUGAUAUCUACCUGCUGGAUGACCCUCUCAGUGCUGUGGAUGCUGAGGUGGGGAAACACCUCUUUGAGCAGUGUAUCUGUGGCCUGUUGCGGAAGAAGCCGCGCAUCCUUGUCACCCACCAGCUGCAGUACCUGAAGGCUGCAGACCAGAUCCUAGUUCUGAAGGAAGGUCACAUGGUGGCGCGGGGUACGUUCACGGAACUCCAGGGCUCUGGAUUAGACUUCACCUCGCUGCUGAAAAAGGAUGAGGAGGACGAGGAGGAGGGGAAGGGGGAGCCUGCCCCAGGCACACUCACCGGCUCCCCACACACCCUAUCCCAGAGCUCUAUGCCCUCCCUCUCCUCCUCCAUGCAUUCUGUGAUGGAGGGAGUGGACCAACCAGAGCCUGUGCAACACGUGUUGGAGGAGAGUCGUUCAGAGGGAACCAUCGGUCUCCAUCUUUAUCUGAAGUACUUCAGAGCAGGUGCUAACGUCCUGGUUCUCCUGGCCCUAGUUUUCCUUAACCUGUUGGCACAUAUCACAUAUAUUCUACAGGAUUGGUGGCUCGCUUACUGGGCCUCUGAACAGGAGCAUCUCAAUGUGACGGAGCCCAUCCACAAUGGCAGCAGUGCCACUCAGCAGCUGGACCUUGACCUUUACUUGGGUGUUUACGCAGGUUUAACAGGGGCCACCAUCGUAUUUGGCUUCCUGCGUAGUCUUGUGUUCUUCAACGUCCUGGUGAACUCAGCCCAGACCCUCCACAACCGCAUGUUCACCGCCAUCCUCCGCACCCCUGUCUGCUUCUUCGACAUCAAUCCCAUUGGAAGAAUCCUCAACAGGUUCUCUAAGGACAUUGGUUACCUGGACUCUCUGCUGCCCUGGACCUUUGUGGACUUUAUCCAGGUGUUCCUGCAGAUCCUGGGGGUGAUCAUCGUGGCGGCCGCCGUCAUCCCCUGGAUCCUCAUCCCCGUCGUCCCUCUACUCGUCGUCUUCCUGUUCUUGCGACGCUACUUCCUGCAGACCUCCAGGGACAUCAAGCGCCUGGAGUCCACUACCCGGAGCCCAGUUUUCACCCACCUGUCCUCAUCCCUCCAAGGUCUGUGGACCAUCCGUGCCUUUAAAGCCCAGCAGCGGUUCCAGCAGGCAUUUGACGCACAUCAAGACCUCCACUCCGAGGCCUGGUUCCUAUUCCUGACCACAUCCCGAUGGUUCGCUCUGCGUCUGGAUGGCAUCUGCUCCAUAUUUGUCACCCUCACUACCUUUGGGUGCCUGUUCCUCAGGGAUGACUUGAAGGCAGGUGCUGUGGGCCUGGCUCUGUCCUAUGCAGUAACCCUCGUCGGCAUGUUUCAGUGGGGAGUCAGACAGAGUGCGGAGGUGGAGAACAUGAUGACUUCUGUGGAAAGGGUGGUGGAGUACACAGAACUGGAGAGCGAAGCGCCUUGGGAGACAGACAAACGGCCUCCGCCUGAUUGGCCCAGGCAUGGUUUCAUCACCUUCGACCAGGUCAACUUCUCCUACUAUGCGGACAGUCCUCUGGUCCUAAAGAACAUUACUGCGGUCUUCAGAUCCAGAGAAAAGGUUGGCAUCGUGGGGCGGACUGGCGCUGGUAAAAGCUCCCUGAUCUCUGCUCUGUUCCGCCUGGCUGAACCUGAUGGCAGGAUUUCCAUCGACGGCGUUCUCACCGCCGAGAUCGGCCUGCAUACCCUGCGCCAGAGAAUCUCCAUCAUCCCCCAGGACCCGGUUCUCUUCACGGGCACCAUGAGGAAGAAUCUGGACCCUUUCAGCCAGCACACAGACGAGGACCUGUGGAAUGCACUGGGAGAGGUGCAGCUGAGGACCGUGGUGGAGGAGCUGCCUGGGAGGCUGGAGACCAUGCUGGCUGAGUCGGGCUCCAACUUCAGCGUGGGUCAGAGGCAGCUAGUCUGUCUGGCCAGGGCCAUCCUCAGACGGAACAAAAUCCUCAUCAUCGACGAGGCCACCGCUAACGUGGACCCCAGAACCGACGGCCUUAUCCAGCAGACCAUCCGGGAGAAGUUCAGGGAGUGUACUGUGCUCACCAUCGCCCACCGACUCAACACUAUCAUCGACUGUGACCGGAUCCUGGUUCUAGAUGCUGGGAGGAUCCAGGAAUACGAUGAGCCCUACGUUCUGCUUCAGAACCAGGAAGGAGUGUUCUACCAGAUGGUCCAGCAGACAGGCAAGGCAGAGGCAGCCUCCCUGCUCCAUGCAGCCAAACAGGUUCACAUGAACAAAAGCCAUCCCGAUGUGAUCAACGGACUGACGGACCUGAGCCCGUCCGAGGGGAGCUGUGUCAUCUUUGAGACGGCCCUGUGACACCGUUGUCUGACCUUUUCACCCCUGUAAUGUGGCCCUCUGCGCUGGCCACACCAUGAGGAUGCCUCACACACUGUACCAAAUAUUAUCCAGCUCUUGAUUUCACUAUGCCUUCUUCAACACCGCUGGCAAAGGUGUGGCGAUCAGGCGUUUUGCUUCAGCACUUUUCAAUUAUAUGGGGCAGCGCCCCACCAGUUAUGGUUUGGGUUAAUAUAUUUUUUUAAAUACGCAAAAGUGUUGAAACAGGGACAAAGUAGGCCUACUGUUUUUUUGUGUGUAUUUUUGUUAGACUCACCAGCCUUGCCUCCUAAUCUGUCAAUUCGCACACUAUGUCCUUCUCAUCAGAGUGCUGUGUGGGUGUUGACCUGUCAGAUUCAUGAAAAUCACAGGGCACACGAAUUGGGCAUGACGCACGUCUAUAGACUCUGAUAUUAUUUUAGCAAACAGGGUAAGAACUCACUCCUGACAGACCCAAGCAAAACCUCUUUCCAGAAACAUUGUAGCAGCCUAGACCUAAACAUCAGUGAUCUGACAUGCUGUAUCAGUCUGAGCAACUGUAGGCCCAGCCUCUAUGCGACCUGUCCCAUCUGGCUUGGGGAAAUGAAGUGGUAACGUUCACAGCCUAAGCCAAUUUAUUUGUGUUAAGAGAAAUUGUGAAUAUGAUCAAAUUUGGAAUGGAACUUUUG